GGUGCAAAUCUGGGCUGUUUACUAACGGCUGGUCGGGUUGUAAUUAAAAAUGUCGUCUAUCAAGACGGAAUAGAGCUUCUUGUUUAGCUUUCGAGUUCGACUAUACAGUAUAGAAAGCAAAUGCAGCGUUGUUGGUUAAUUUUGGCGGCGAUAUGAAAUGAGUAAAUCACGUGACUUUAACCCAGCGUCGCCAAACUGAGUGAGGUGAUGGCCGAGGCCCCACGAUGGAUUAGCCUCCUGUUCGCGGUGUGUCGCUACAUUGUGCCCAGUGAUUCCAGGGAAACCAGACACACCACAAUCCUGACUAGGACAAAUCCGGUGGUGAAACUUGAGAUUUAAAUGGAAAAUGAAAUGAAAGGAUGGUGCCAUGGACUUGCUAAAGGAACUGAAGAACAUGAAAAUGUCACUGGAGACGUUGCAGUCCACAAGGAUCGGCAUGUCCGUGAACGCAGUGAGGAAGCAGAGUUCGGAUGAGGAGGUGCAGACUUUGGCCAAGUCGCUCAUCAAGACCUGGAAAAAACUGCUUGAUAGUCCUGAGGGCAAAUCCGAGGAGAAGAAAAAGGGACUGCCUCCACUUCAAACAUCUAUUGAUAGCCCUGGAUCCAGUGACAUCAGUAAGAAACCAGAGGCACCAAUGACUCCCACCACCCCGACAACCCCCAAGAUCACUUCAUUUCCCCCUCCCCCAGUUACCACUGACAGCGUACGCAAUAAAUGCAGAGAGCUUCUCGUCUCAGCCCUGCAAACGGAUGAUGACUACAAAACUAUUGGUGCAGAUUGUGAGGCCUUGGCAGCAGAGAUUGAAGAUUGCAUCUUCAAGGAGUACAAAUCCACCGAUAUGAAGUAUAAGUCAAGGCUGAGAAGUCGCAUUUCCAACCUGAAAGAUCAAAAGAACCCGGACCUGCGCCGAAAUGUCCUGUGUGGUAACAUCAGCCCCAAUAGCAUUGCCACCAUGACCGCAGAGGAAAUGGCAAGUGCCGAGCUAAAAGAGAUGAGGAAGGCUCUGACCAAAGAAUCCAUCCGCGAGCACCAACUCUCUAAAGUAGGCGGCACCGAGACCGACAUGUUCGUCUGUGGAAAGUGCAAGGGCAAGAGCUGCACCUACACGCAGGUCCAGACUCGCAGUGCUGAUGAACCCAUGACCACUUUUGUGUUGUGUAACUUGUGUGGCAACCGGUGGAAGUUUUGUUAAACAUCUGGAUUCUUCAUGUAAUAAAGUGACAUUGUGAGUUUAUUAAACAAUACAUUUUAUACUCAUUUCACAGCUUUGUAAUAUAUUUAGCGUGCAUAUUGCUAUAUAUGUGGGCAAAAGAUUCGAUGUAAAUUAUUUUAUAUAAUUUUUUUUCACCUUUAUGUGCUGGGUAUGUACUAAGCCUUCGAGCUUUAGCUUACUCAUUAUCGCUUUUGCCCCAAUUGAAGCACUUUGUGCCUUUUUUGCGCUUUAAGAUUUGUAUAAAUUCUGCUGAUGGAUUACGAUGUGUGAAAGUGUAUCGUAGAUGUGCAUAUUCCUACUAUGCAUUUGUUUUGAUUUCAGCUAACACUUUAUUUGGAGUGUUCUUUGUAGAUGUAAAUGAUUUUCCACUAACUUCAAUCAACGAACUAUGAAUUUCCAGUCGACUGAUGUUGAUGUACGAACAGCUGUAAUCAUGAGAAAUAGAAAUGUAUAUUUUGUCAGCUGACUUCACUAGAAAUCAGAAGGUACUGAUCAUCUAUAGGUGGCCUUUUGGAUAAAGCAUGUCUUAUUUUUUUUUUUUUUAUUAUUAUUAUUUUUUUUCCUUGUUUAAAAAAUGUGUAAUCUUCUUUUCCAGAGGGUUAAAGAAUUGUAAAGUAUUGUAGCACUUGAAUGUUCUGUUUAGCAUUCCUUACGCAGACGGUUAGAAAAGUGACUUUGAUUGCUUCAAUUUUUCAUGUAUGGAUUUUGUGGACCUCAUCGGUCUCAUUAAAUCGAAGAAAUGCAGAGUU
This is a messenger RNA of Trichomycterus rosablanca, 1962 nucleotides long. It is a transcript of the gene tcea2, whose product is annotated as transcription elongation factor A (SII), 2. Gene Ontology annotation, molecular function: zinc ion binding; nucleic acid binding. Bases 368 to 1192 code for a protein of 274 amino acids. The record is from RefSeq and is a predicted model, not a curated record. Lineage: Eukaryota; Metazoa; Chordata; Actinopteri; Siluriformes; Trichomycteridae. Gene Ontology annotation, biological process: transcription elongation by RNA polymerase II; DNA-templated transcription. The transcript has 11 exons. Gene Ontology annotation, cellular component: nucleus.